Molecule: messenger RNA, 1502 nt
Organism: Caenorhabditis sp. 36 PRJEB53466
Lineage: Eukaryota; Metazoa; Nematoda; Chromadorea; Rhabditida; Rhabditidae
Source: the annotation of a GenBank genome assembly
AUGCGACGUAGCCUCAUAUUCACGACAUUCCUGGCCGUUUUUGUGGUGGUUUUUCACGCGGUCGACGCGCGUUUCGAACGAGUCGGAUACGUGAGGUGCGUACAGUAAUCGCCGUUCGUUUCGAGGCAUGUUUCCACCGAAAAAAGAGUGCAAGUUUUCAGUGAUCCCGUCAAACUUUUGCUGCAAGACAGCUAUUCUUCGCUGAAGAAUCGAAUGUACAGCCAAAAGUUGGCCGGAUGGAAGAAACCGGCGAGUUUCAGACAGGUAUGCGCCGCGCCGCUUCAAAAAUGCGUCAAAAUGCCAUAUGCUCGCAUAUAGGAUCCACAAAAGAUUCUCCGCGAGCGUAGAAAGAGGCACUUCGGCUGCCGAAUCGCGCACGGAUGAAAUAUGCUUUCAGUCGUGCGGUAUCACUCGCUAUGCGUCGCGGCUUCGAGUGCAUUGAGCGAGUUGCUCCAUAACUCAAAGAGCAUAAUUUGUAGAGAAUAAUGGUCAACUACAAAGUUGAUCAGCAUAAGAUUUACUACAACUUUUCAGUUAAUCACUUCUUCCUGCAACGCUUAGUUCUUGAGAUACAGGCUGUUGAAAUGGUUAGUGGGUCGUAUCACAAAAACGAGCGGACUUGCAAACAGGUUGUCAACUGAAAAACUAUGCACAAUGUCUUUAUCAAUAAUUCAUUAGUUGACAACGUAGCUAUAUCUUUACUAGAUUUCGAGAUACAGCAAGAUUUAGAACAAUUGUUUUCAUCAGCCUAUAUCUCAAGAACUAAACGUUGCGGGAAGAAGUGGUCAACUGAAAAGUUGGAGUAAAUCUUAUGCUGAUCAACUUUGUAGUUGACCAUUAUUCUCUACGAAUUAUGCUCUUCGAGUUAUAGAGCAACUCGCUCAAUGCACUCAAACGCAGUUCCUACAUGAACCGAACGGCAGCACGAGCGGCACCACAGAAGCGGCGGGCGGCGGCGGCAUGCUUCCCAAGCAUUUUUCUGUGCGUCGAAACUUGUGAUGCGUGCCGCCGGAAGAAAUACGUGUUUAUAACGAUCAAAACGAACAAAGAGCAACAAGAAACUCCCAGAAAUGUAUAUAGGUCAAUAGAGAAAUAGCUUUUUUCGAAAUAUGGCAGUUUCGUGCUUGCUUUUUGUGUCCCUUUGUUAGUUUUCAUCAUAAUGAACUUGAAAGCAAGUGAAAUGAAUCAGUUUUCUUCCGACGGCACGCAUCAGAAGUUUUGGCGCACAGAAGAAGGCUUGGGAAGCGCGCCGCCGCCCGCUCGCAUGCAUGGUCCAGUGGUCCCGGGCGGCGUUAGUAGUCUAGACACCGGGGUUCGACGCCACGCGCCCUCAAAUGUCUUUUGUCAACUUUGGCUGUUCAUGAAACGUUCAGAUCCGAAAGCGCAAGUUCACCGCGUUCCCGCCCACCUUCUACAGCAGUUUCGACAUUGGAGCGAUUCCGUUCAACAGCCGUCGAAGUGUGCUUUUACCCUACAACGACCUACUUUUCUCGGGCAGAUAA